Messenger RNA from Chelonoidis abingdonii (Abingdon island giant tortoise), 2603 nucleotides. NCBI's taxonomy places the organism in Eukaryota, Metazoa, Chordata, Testudines, Testudinidae. The record is from RefSeq and is a predicted model, not a curated record.
AUUAUUCAAGCAAUCAUCACAUAGAGGUCGGAGUUGCAUUGCAUGUAAGAGCAAUGCAUGAUCUGGAAGGCAUUUCUCCCAUGUGUAAACUACGUCCAUCCAUAGCCGAAAGGAUACAUUCCACGACAUUUACAGGUACUUACUGUCCAAUUGUAUGGUCCAAUCCUGCAGUCCUUACUCAAAAAAAGCUCCUAUUGACGUCAACUGGAGUCUCGUCUGAGUAAAGACUGCAGGAUCGGAAUCUCAAUAGUGAGUAAAAAGGAGGCGGUUAACCCAGAAUAAAUGAGCGACACACACUUCGUACUAUCCUGUGGUAUGAUCACACACAAUGCCCGAACAGAAAAUAGAGAAGCCUUCUGCCUGGCGCUGUUGCCUUCGCCAAAGAUUCCUUCACAACACAUAAUUAGCCUAGUAAAGUCUUUUCUAGGAAAAUGUGGCAACAAACAUUUCAAUUUCUAGCCAAGGAGCCUUCACUUCAACAGCAGUCUCUCCCCUUCUCUGCACUUGCUCAAGAAGACUGAUUUUAAAAAUCAAUUAUUCGAUUACCAUACUCAUCCAUACAUAGCAACAUUCUCAGCAUCUGAUGUUUCAAAUCCGGCUACAACCGCAUCUUAACACACACGGACAAGAACAACAAUAAAAUAAGAUCAAGCAAGUUUCCAAGGUCUGCUAAAUCGCAGUCAUCUGGGGAGGGAAGAUUGUCUUAUUUUGGGAUUCCUCUUAAUACCCCUUUUCAAGUCUCUCAUGAGAGGAAGGAUUUUGCAGACAUUUAAAGUCCUUCUCAUCAACAUUAAAAGAAAAUCUUCUUUCAAAAUCCCCUCUUCACAGAUCGCAGGUUCCCUUCUUCUUAGCGCAGGCCUAAGUCCAAACUCCAGUCGGAUUCAUCUAGAUGAUAACGGAAAAAGAAAGAGAAACUCGGAAGCAGAGGAAGGGUGGAGAAAGGCAGAGACACAGACGGAGAGGGACAUCAGCUGUGGCAGCCGAGAGGCGAGACGAAGCAGACGGAGAAGCUCCAGCUGCUGUGUGUUGCAGGGAGGGGAGGAAAGCAGUGGCGGAAACAGGGCUGGCUGGCUGGCUGAGUGAACGAGGAGGAGGCAGCGGGAAGGGGGAGGCUGUUGGUGUUUGGCGCCGGUGGAGGGAGUCAUUCCUGCAGCUGCACUUCCGGUCGGCAUUUUGUUCUGAGAGGGAGAGAGACACACACAGGAUCCUUCCCCCUCCUCCCCCACUGCUUGGUACCGACUCACCGUGCCUAAACUCCCCCCCCAGCUCGCAUACACUCACACGCACAGAGGGAGAGGCGGUGGCGGCAGCGCCCCCCCCGGGUCGGUGUGUCUCUCGGAACCGGUUCUGCCCGGCCCGUGUUGAUGUUGUGAAGCAGGCUCAGGGGGAAGGGAUUUGUUUCGGCCGCUCACCCUCCGGCUCUACAUGUUCGCUGCACUGAGGAGGAGACGGAAGAGGAGCCAGCCCCCCUCCCGGCCCGGAUUAUUGUUGUUAUAUUAUCUCCCCUCCGCCUCCUGCUCCGCGGCGGCGGCGGCCCAGCAGCGGCGGCGGCGGCUUCUCUGAGGAGGGAGGGGGGCGGAUUCCUCUCCCCCUCUCUCGGAUUCUCGUUGGAUUCAGACGCCGAUUUGCUCAGUGCUUGGGAGAUGGAAAGAAAUGAUAGCUGGCACCUGAACUAAAAUAUUUGUGUAGGCACCCAUCCCAGAGCUUCAGGAUGAAUGGGGAUAUGCCUCAUGUUCCCAUCACUACUCUUGCAGGGAUUGCUAGUCUCACAGACCUUUUGAACCAGCUGCCUCUUCCAUCACCUUUACCUGCUACAACUACAAAAAGCCUGCUCUUUAAUGGACGGAUAGCAGAAGAGGUAAACUGCCUUCUGGCCUGCAGGGAUGAAAAUCUGGUUUCACAACUUGUACACAGCCUCAACCAGGUGUCAACAGAUCACAUAGAAUUGAAAGAUAACCUUGGCAGCGAUGAUCCAGAGGGAGAUAUACCAGUCUUGCUGCAGGCUGUCCUGGCAAGGAAUCCUAAUGUUUUCAGGGAGAAAAGCAUGCAAAACAGAUACGGGGUACAAAGUGGAAUGAUGAUGCCACAGUAUAAACUUUCUCAGAAUUCCAUGCAUGGUAGUCCUGCAUCUUCCAAUUAUCAACAAACCACUAUUUCACAUAGCCCUUCCAGCCGGUUUGUGCCACCACAGACAAGCUCUGGUAACAGAUUUAUGGCACAACAGAACAGCCCAGUGCCUAGUCCAUAUGCUCCUCAAAGCCCUGCAGGAUACAUGCCAUAUUCACAUCCUCCAAGUUAUACACCACACCCUCAGAUGCAACAAGCUUCAGUAUCCAGUCCCAUUGUCUCAGGUGGGAUGAGGAACAUACAUGAAAAUAAAGUUUCAAGUCAGUUGUCUGGCAAUUCAGCUAAUCACCAUACUGAUAAUUCUAGACAUGGCUCAAAUGAAGACUACCUACAGAUGGUGCACAGACUAAGUAGUGAUGAUGGUGAGUCUUCAAUAAGGAAUACUGCAUCAUUUUCUUUGCGGUCACCCCAGUCAGUGUGCUCUCCAGCUGGAAGCGAUGGAACACCUAAAGGUACUCUUGUAGCUAAAACAGGUU